Messenger RNA from Rubroshorea leprosula, 1385 nucleotides. NCBI's taxonomy places the organism in Eukaryota, Viridiplantae, Streptophyta, Magnoliopsida, Malvales, Dipterocarpaceae. The record is from the annotation of a GenBank genome assembly.
GGUGGUACAUUAAAAUAUUAUUCAGUCUUAGUGUGAAAUUGAAAAAAAUGUAUUUGGUGCAAGCUCUGAAGUCUUUUGGGUAACCAGUAUUAAAUCUGCGGCAAGUUACUUGACAUUUUUCUCCGCAGGCUUUUCUGAAGGAAGAUACUGCUAUAAUUCAACUUGUUAUAUUUGAUGAUCUGAUUGGAUGCAUCGUUUAUCUACUGUUCUCCAGUUUUGAAACUCGUUUGUUUGGAUCAGGUUCGGUUAGAGGUAUGCCUUAAAAGCAUAGCAUAUUUAGUGCCUUAUCAUCAUGAAGGUUGGUAUUUAUUAAAGCUACAAAAUGAGUAGAGAAGAAAAAAGAAAGGAGCAUGACAUGUCAAGCAUUUUUUAGUAGUACUGUUGUCUGGAUAGGAAGACACCUGUGACAGGAAGGUAGUGGUGUUUACCCACUUUGUCAGGGUCCUUUCCCUGCCUGACAUUUUCUUUUGUUUUUCCAGGCGACAACAGGAAGCAGAAUUGAAACUAAUAGAAGAAGAAACUGCAAAAAGAGUAGAAGAGGCAAUUCAGAAAAAGGUUGAAGAGAGCUUGAGUUCAGAAGAAAUCAAGAUGGAAAUUCAGAAGCGAUUGGAGGAAGGUCGAAAGAGACUUCUUGAUGAAGUUGCAGUUCAACUGGAGAAAGAGAAGGAAGCUGCUCUUAUUGAAGCUAGAAGAAAGGAGGAACAAGCACGAAAAGAAAAAGAAGAGCUAGAAAGAAUGCUUGAGGAGAACAGGAGGAAGGUGGAAGAAGCUCAAAGAAGGGAAGCAAUGGAGCAGCAACGGAGAGAGGAGGAACGUUAUCGGGAGUUGGAGGAGCUUCAGAGACAAAAAGAAGAAGCCAUGAGGAGAAAGAAGCAGCAAGAGGAGGAAGAACGACAAAAUCAGAUGAAAUUGUUAGGAAAGAAUAAGAUGCGGCCAAAGUUAUCGUUUGCUCUUGGCUCUAAGUGACCAGUUGACUGUAAGCUAAUUCCUCAUAAAUUAUUGUGCCUGCGAUGGCCCUCUGCAUUUCUAAUUUGAGGAAAUUGUAUCAGUUAGUAAAAGAUUUUGGAGUUGUAUAAUGCUUUCUUUCUGAAUGUAGUCCAUAGCCAUCUAGGUUUGGAGAAUGCUUGAAUGGAACAAUGGGUGUAGAACUUUUCGCAAUUUCAAAAAGCUUGAGGUGCGUUCAGCGAAGUAAUCAAUGAAGCUUGAGUCUGAAUCAGGCUAUGGGCUCAAGAUUUCAGAGUUGGGUAGCUUGUCGUAUCAACUAGGCAACCCGACGCUGGAUCUAAAAUGGGUCGCAUCUCAUCAUAAGCAUAAUAGCUGGGCUAGGCCUAACGUCUGUCAUUAUUUCUUAGUUUUCGUCUUUUCAAUAUAGGAAUAGAGUUGCA